Molecule: messenger RNA, 885 nt
Organism: Marasmius oreades (fairy-ring Marasmius)
Lineage: Eukaryota; Fungi; Basidiomycota; Agaricomycetes; Agaricales; Marasmiaceae
Exons: 4
Coding region: 1-885 (294 amino acids)
Molecular function (GO): oxidoreductase activity, acting on the CH-OH group of donors, NAD or NADP as acceptor
Source: RefSeq, a predicted model, not a curated record
AUGUAUCCUCUCUUCUCGCCUGCCAGAGCAUUUUUCGGAGCAAUCCGAGAUUACAGAACUCUGAGCAGAGGUUUCUCUAGUUCUUCAUUUCGAGCUGCAGCAACGCCGAACCGCACUGCUCUAAUCACUGGAUCGGGUCGAGGAAUUGGUCGCGCUAUUGCGCUUCGACUGGCCGCGGAUGGCUUCAAUAUAUGCGUGAAUGACCUUCCUGCCAACGCUGAAUCCAUCGAAGAGGUAGCAAGUGAAGUACGAGCCUUGGGGCGAGAAGCUAUAACGACGUUCUGCGAUGUGACCAAGAUGUCCGAUGUUGAAGAGACUGUUCGGAAAUCGGUUGAAGCUUUGGGCCCGUUGAACGUCUUGGUCGCGAAUGCUGGGAUUGUACAGAUUCAGCCUUCACUCCUCGAUGUCACCGACGCGGAGAUGCAGCAGAUAUAUGAAGUGAACGUUUUUGGCCUGAUCAAUUCCAACAUCGCUGCUGGGAAACAAUUCAUAAAGCAAGGGAACGGGGGCAAGAUCAUCAAUGCAGCUAGUAUUGCUUCUUACAAGUCCGCGCCUCCUUCAAUCCUGUACAGCUCUACGAAAGCCGCUGUACGGAGUCUUACGCAAGGUAUCGCCUUAGAGUUUGCGCCACACAAAAUCACCGUGAAUGCGUAUGCACCUGGGAACAUAGAUACCAAGUUAUGGGAGAAGAUUGAUGCAGAAAUGUCCAAGAUGAAUGGGUUGCCAAUAGGUGAGAAUUGGAAGGCUGUGGAGAAGCUGGUUGCUUUGGGCAGGAAUGGCAUUCCGAAGGAUGUAUCGAACGUUGUAGCUUUCCUCGCCGGUCCGGACUCUGACUACGUCACUGGACAGACCCUGGUUGUGGAUGGCGGGAUGUGGUUCUCUUAG